Messenger RNA from Argentina anserina (silverweed cinquefoil), 853 nucleotides. Its product is annotated as coatomer subunit zeta-2-like. The coding region runs from base 99 to 653 and encodes 184 amino acids. Gene Ontology annotation, cellular component: COPI vesicle coat. NCBI's taxonomy places the organism in Eukaryota, Viridiplantae, Streptophyta, Magnoliopsida, Rosales, Rosaceae. The transcript is spliced from 6 exons. Gene Ontology annotation, biological process: intracellular protein transport; retrograde vesicle-mediated transport, Golgi to endoplasmic reticulum; intra-Golgi vesicle-mediated transport. The record is from RefSeq and is a predicted model, not a curated record.
GGCAUCUCACCUUGAAACGCCGAGCAAAACUCUGCAAGCUCUCUCUCUCUCUCUCUCUCUCUCUCUCUCUCUCUCUCUCUCAGGUCUUAUCAUCAAAAAUGGGGAGUCUCUCCGGCUAUCGCGAUUCGUGCCCGUCUGUGAAGAACAUUCUUCUUCUAGACUCAGAGGGGAAGCGUAUGGCUGUCAAGUACUACACAGAUGAUUGGCCGACGAAUGGUGCAAAGCUGGCUUUUGAGAAGUCUGUCUUCACUAAGACUCUAAAGACAAAUGCAAGGAUAGAAUCUGAGAUAAUGAUGUUCGACAGCAAUGUUGUUAUAUACAAGUUUAUGCAGGACCUUCACUUCUUUGUGACUGGUGGUGAUGAUGAAAAUGAACUUAUUUUAGCCACUGUACUUCAGGGUUUCUUUGAUGCAGUUGCCCUUCUCUUGAGGAACAAUGUCGACAAAAGGGAGGCAUUAGAGAACCUGGAUCUCAUACUUCUAUGCUUUGAUGAGAUCGUUGAUGGAGGGAUGAUACUUGAAACAGAUCCAACUGUUAUCGCAGGAAAGGUGGCAACUCAUACCAUGGAUGCUGAUGCACCGUUGUCCGAGCAGACUAUAACACAAGCAUGGGCAACAGCAAGGGAACAUCUAACCAGAACCCUUCUCAAGUGAUUUGUGAGCCAACACAGUGAAUUAAUUGGCCCUUCUUUUUUGUGUGAUUGAUGAAAUUAUAUCGAGUUUGACAAGGUCUUGCUCUCUUAGUUCACGUUCUGGAUCUCAUUGAAUCAUCAGCAAAAUCAUAUGCUAUGAGCUUGUUAUGGUUCUUUAUAUCAUAUUCUUUGUUCGAUCCUCUAUUGCGAUUGCUUCUGAUU